Pristis pectinata (smalltooth sawfish) is the source of this 978-nucleotide messenger RNA. Its product is annotated as basic proline-rich protein-like. The transcript has 2 exons. NCBI's taxonomy places the organism in Eukaryota, Metazoa, Chordata, Chondrichthyes, Rhinopristiformes, Pristidae. Bases 1 to 978 code for a protein of 325 amino acids. The record is from RefSeq and is a predicted model, not a curated record.
AUGCGCAUUGGGACCGGUCACGCUCGCUUGCUCUCGGCUGCCCCCUCGGCUGGAAGACCGGUGGAGGACCCUCCCACGGCCCACGCCCGGCCCCAGGGACCCUCCCACGGCCCGUGCCCGGCCCCAGGGACCCUCCCAGAGCCCACGCCCGGCCCCAGGGACCCUCCCAGGGCCCACGCCCGGCCCCAGGGACCCUCCCAGGGCCCAUGCCCGGCCCCAGGGACCCUCCCACGGCCCAUGCCCGGCCCCAGGGACCCUCCCACGGCCCAUGCCCGGCCCCAGGGACCCUCCCACGGCCCAUGCCCGGCCCCAGGGACCCUCCCAGCGCCCAUGCCCGGCCCCAGGGACCCUCCCAGAGCCCAUGCCCGGCCCCAGGGACCCUCCCAGAGCCCAUGCCCGGCCCCAGGGACCCUCCCAGAGCCCAUGCCCGGCCCCAGGGACCCUCCCAGGGCCCAUGCCCGGCCCCAGGGACCCUCCCACGGCCCAUGCCCGGCCCCAGGGACCCUCCCACGGCCCAUGCCCGGCCCCAGGGACCCUCCCACCGCCCAUGCCCGGCCCCAGGGACCCUCCCAGAGCCCAUGCCCGGCCCCAGGGACCCUCCCAGAGCCCAUGCCCGGCCCCAGGGACCCUCCCACGGCCCAUGCCCGGCCCCAGGGACCCUCCCACGGCCCAUGCCCGGCCCCAGGGACCCUCCCACGGCCCACGCCCGGCCCCAGGGACCCUCCCACGGCCCACGCCCGGCCCCAGGGACCCUCUCAUGGCCCACGCCCGGCCCCAGGGACCCUCUCAUGGCCCACGCCCGGCCCCAGGGACCCUCUCAUGGCCCAUGCCCGGCCCCAGGGACCCUCUCAUGGCCCAUGCCCGGCCCCAGGGACCCUCUCAUGGCCCAUGCCCAGCCCCAGGGACCCUAUCAUGGCCCAUGCCCAGCCCCAGCGACUCUACCAUAGCCCAUGCCCAGCCCCAGGGACCCUCCCAUAG